Molecule: messenger RNA, 3779 nt
Organism: Lactuca virosa
Lineage: Eukaryota; Viridiplantae; Streptophyta; Magnoliopsida; Asterales; Asteraceae
Source: the annotation of a GenBank genome assembly
UAUCUCUAACAGCUGUACGAUUUGGAUCAUUCACCCACCAGAUAUAUCUUUGUUUUAUUCAUAUAAUCGUUACCUUUACAAAGAGACAUACUAAAAAAAAGGCUUCUAUCGAUCUUCUCCACUCGAUCAAUAUCUUUUAGUCCUCAGUUCUCGGUUCGGAUUUCAUCUGGUAACUUCACUGAUUAUCUAUCCAGUCGUUUUGAUUCUGAAGAAAUUCAGUAGUUUUUUUGUACGGCGUGCACUACGAUCAAAUUUACCAAAUUACGGUCUUCACGUUUACGGCUUCUAGCUAUGAUCCGCAGAAGCAUUUCUCGUUGAUAGAUUGCUGAGUUUGCAAUUGGUUGGUUUCGAGCUAAGCACAAUGGAAUCAGGAGAAAUUGGGGGGAAGUCUUUGAAGACUGUGGGAGGUCAAGUUUGUCAGAUAUGUGGCGAUAAUGUUGGCAGCACAGAAAAAGGAGAACUGUUCGUUGCUUGUGAUGUCUGUGCAUUCCCAGUUUGCAGGCCAUGCUAUGAAUAUGAGCGCAAAGAUGGCAAUCAGUCUUGCCCUCAAUGCAAAACCAGAUACAAGAGACAAAAAGGAAGCCCUGCUGUUUUUGGAGACAAAGAAGAGGAUGUUGAUGUUGAUGUUGAUGAGAAUACUGCUGACUUUCCCUUAACAGAAAGUCAAGCCGAUAAGCAGAAGAUAGCACAGCGCAUGCUGAGCUGGCACAUGACAUACGGACGAGGGGAAGAUACAAAUGCUCCAGCUUAUGAUAAAGAGAUUCCUCGUAACCACAUACCUUCACUAACCAGUGCACAAGAGGUUUCUGGUGAGUUCUCUGCAGCAUCCCCUGAACGUCUUUCAAUGGCCUCUCCUCCACCAGGGGGUAGAAGAACACACUCCCUUCCUUACCAUGGUGAUGUUAAUCAAUCACCUAACAUCAGGGUUGUGGACCCUGUGAGGGAGUUUGGAACUGCAGGAUUAGGGAAUGUUGCAUGGAAAGAAAGAGUUGAUGGAUGGAAGUUAAAACAAGACAAGAAUGUGGUUCCAUUGACUACUAGCCAUGCUGCUUCUGAAAGAGGUCAAGAUAUUGAUGCCACUACUGAUGUUCUAGUUGAUGACUCAUUGUUGAAUGAUGAAGCCAGACAGCCUCUUUCAAGGAAGGUUUCAAUUCCAUCAUCAAGGAUUAAUCCAUACAGAAUGGUUAUUGUACUUCGGUUGGUGAUUCUUUGCAUCUUCUUGCAUUAUCGGAUAACAAAUCCAGUGACAAAUGCAUAUCCCUUGUGGCUACUCUCUGUUAUAUGUGAGAUCUGGUUUGCAAUAUCUUGGAUUUUGGAUCAGUUCCCCAAAUGGCUACCUGUAAAUCGUGAAACGUAUCUUGAUAGAUUAGCUCUGAGGUAUGAUAGGGAAGGAGAAACAUCACAGUUAGCUGCAGUGGACAUUUUUGUGAGUACAGUGGAUCCAUUAAAGGAGCCUCCUCUAGUCACAGCAAACACUGUUCUAUCUAUUCUUGCAGUUGACUAUCCAGUUGACAAAGUUUCUUGCUAUGUUUCUGAUGAUGGAGCUGCCAUGUUGACUUUUGAAGCUUUAUCUGAAACAUCAGAGUUUGCAAGAAAAUGGGUUCCUUUUUGUAAAAAAUAUAGCAUUGAACCCCGAGCUCCUGAAUGGUAUUUCAACCAGAAAAUUGAUUACUUGAAAGAUAAAAUUCAGCCAACAUUUGUCAAAGAUCGUAGACUUAUGAAGAGAGAAUAUGAAGAAUUCAAAAUCCGUAUAAAUGCCCUUGUUGCCAAGGCUCAAAAGGUCCCUGAAGAGGGCUGGAUAAUGCAAGAUGGCACACCAUGGCCUGGAAAUAACACCAGAGAUCAUCCAGGAAUGAUCCAGGUUUUCUUAGGUCAGAGUGGUGGGUUCGAUAGUGAAGGCAAUGAGCUGCCACGACUAGUCUACGUUUCCCGAGAAAAGCGUCCGGGAUUUCAACAUCACAAAAAAGCCGGUGCCAUGAACGCACUUGUUCGCGUAUCGGCAGUGCUUACAAACGGGCCUUUCUUGUUGAAUCUUGAUUGUGAUCAUUAUAUCAACAACAGUAAAGCAGUGAGGGAAGCUAUGUGUUUCAUGAUGGAUCCAAACCUUGGAAAAUACGUUUGUUAUGUUCAGUUUCCUCAAAGAUUCGAUGGAAUUGAUAGAAAUGAUCGUUACGCCAACAGAAAUACCGUGUUUUUUGAUAUUAACUUGAGAGGUUUAGAUGGGAUUCAAGGUCCUGUUUAUGUGGGAACUGGAUGUGUUUUCAAUAGGACAGCACUAUACGGGUAUGAACCUCCACUUAAACCCAAGAAAAAGAGAGAAGCGGGUUUCUUAUCAAGCUGCUUUGGUGGAUCAAAAAAGAAAAGUCAAUCAAAUAAAAAAGGGUUAGAUAAAAAGCAAUCUAGCAAACAUGUUGACCCCACUGUGCCAAUAUUUAACCUAGAAGACAUAGAAGAAGGCGUUGAAGGAGCUGGGCUUGAUGAUGAGAAGUCAUUGCUGAUGUCACAAAUGACACUUGAGAAAAGAUUUGGGCAAUCAGCUGUGUUUGUUGCAUCCACACUUAUGGAGAACGGAGGUGUGCCUCAGUCUGCAGCACCCGAGACUCUUUUGAAAGAGGCUAUUCAUGUUAUCAGCUGUGGCUAUGAAGACAAAACAGACUGGGGAACUGAGAUCGGAUGGAUUUACGGGUCGGUGACAGAAGAUAUUCUUACGGGAUUCAAAAUGCACGCACGUGGUUGGCGAUCGAUAUACUGUAUGCCACCUCGUCCAGCCUUCAAAGGUUCAGCUCCUAUCAAUUUAUCAGAUCGAUUAAACCAAGUGCUUCGAUGGGCUUUGGGAUCAGUUGAAAUUCUCUUCAGCAGACAUUGUCCUAUUUGGUAUGGAUAUAAUGGACGCCUGAAAUGGCUCGAACGUUUUGCAUACAUCAACACAACAAUCUAUCCAAUCACCUCAAUUCCGCUCGUCGUCUACUGUACUCUGCCAGCUGUCUGUCUUCUCACCGGAAAAUUCAUCAUUCCCCAGAUUAGUAACCUCGCAAGUUUAUGGUUCAUAUCCCUAUUUCUUUCCAUCUUCGCAACCGGAAUUCUCGAAAUGAGAUGGAGUGGAGUUGGAAUUGACGAGUGGUGGAGAAACGAACAGUUUUGGGUCAUCGGAGGUGUUUCCGCUCAUCUCUUCGCCGUAUUUCAAGGUCUGCUCAAAGUUCUCGCCGGAAUCGACACCAAUUUCACCGUCACCUCAAAGGCGUCGGACGAAGACGGUGAUUUUGCGGAGCUUUACUUGUUUAAAUGGACGACGCUUCUGAUUGCGCCGACGACUCUCUUGAUUGUGAACCUAGUCGGAGUAGUGGCCGGAAUUUCGUACGCGAUUAACAGUGGGUAUCAGUCGUGGGGCCCGCUAUUUGGUAAACUUUUCUUUGCGUUUUGGGUGAUUGUACAUCUUUACCCUUUUCUCAAGGGUUUGAUGGGGAAACAGAAUCGGAUGCCGACGAUUGUUGUUGUGUGGUCGAUUCUUCUUGCGUCGAUCUUCUCGUUAUUGUGGGUGAGGAUUGACCCGUUUACGACUCGGGUUACGGGCCCGGAUGUUAAGUAUUGUGGCAUAAACUGUUGAGUUGAAGGAAAGACGUACGAGUAUGUGUAGUGUUUUUAAGUCUUUAUUUAUGGGUAAUUAUUGUGCAGAAAAAAAUUUGGGAUGUUUUUUUCCAGUUGGGAUACGUUUUUUAGGUUAAUAUUUUAGUUUUUAUAAAUGUGUAAAGUUGUUUAACGAGUAUAUGGUUGCAAAUUGU